UCGUUGUGGGAGGGGCGUGUCUCGUGCCCAGGAAGUGACGUCAUGUCACCUACUACCGCGUGACGUCACGAGGUAACAGGAAGCUGUCGCCCCGCGCGUGCAGUGAAAUCCGAGCCCAAGCCCGCCUGAGCUGCUAUAACGCUCUUGUUUACAGAAGCCACCUGCCCACGACACAAGAAUUGGUCUGAUGGAGCAAAGGCACUCGGCGCGGCUCGGUGCGACAAGGCAACAAUGCGACCGGUGUGCAUACAGCACGGAUCAUACUGCAAAUUUGACACGGCACCAGAGAACUCACACGGGAGAGAAACCCUUCAAGUGCAGUGUGUGUGGGAAGGCGUUUGCACAGUCAUCAAAUCUUGUAGAACACCAGAGAACACACACGGGAGAGAAACCCUUCAAGUGCAGUGUGUGUGGGAAGGCGUUUGCACAGUCAUCUACUCUUGUAAAACACCAGAGAACACACACGGGAGAGAAACCCUUCAAGUGCAGUGUGUGUGGGAAGACGUUUGCAGAGUCAUCUUCUCUUGUAAAACACCAGAGAACACACACGGGAGAGAAACCCUUCAAGUGCAGUGUGUGUGGGAAGGCGUUUGCAGAGUCAUCUUCUCUUGUAAAACACCAGAGAACACACACGCGAGAGAAACCCUUCAAGUGCAGUGUGUGUGGGAAGGCGUUUGCAAAGUCAUCUACUCUUGUAAUACACCAGAGAACUCACACGGGAGAGAAACCCUUCAAGUGCACUCCGUGCGGGAAGGCGUUUGCACAGUCAUCAAAUCUUCAUCACCAGAGAACACAAACAGGAGAGAAACCAUUAAAGUGCACUGUGUGUGGGAUGGCGUUUGCAUGGCCAUCAGUCCUUACAAGACACCAGAGAACACACACGGGAGAGAAACCCUUCAAGUGCACUGUGUGUGACGAGGCAUUUGCAUGGCGAUCUUCUCUUAAAAGACACCAGAGAACACAUACAGGAGAGAAACCCUUCAAGUGUACUCUGUGCGGGAAGGCGUUUUCUGUUUUCCAUCUUCUCGUAAUACACCAGAGAACACACACGGGAGAGAAACCCUUCGAGUGCAGUGUAUGUGGGAAGGCAUUUUCACAGUCAUCUGUUCUUAAAAGACACCAGAGAACUCACACAGGAGAGAAACCCUUCAAGUGCAGUGUGUGUGGGAAGGCAUUUUCACAGUCAUCUGUUCUUAAAAGACACCAGAGAAUACACACAGGAGAGAAACCCUUCAAGUGCAGUGUGUGUGGGAAGGCAUUUACACAGUCAACUGCUCUUGUAACACACCAGAGAACACACACAGGAGAGAAACCCUACAAGUGCAUUCUGUGCGGGAAGACGUUUUCAGAUUCUUCCAAUCUUAAAGUCCACCAGAGAACACACAAGCAUCAGAAU
This is a messenger RNA of Lethenteron reissneri (Far Eastern brook lamprey), 1396 nucleotides long. RefSeq names its product zinc finger protein ZFP2-like. Gene Ontology annotation, cellular component: nucleus. Lineage: Eukaryota; Metazoa; Chordata; Hyperoartia; Petromyzontiformes; Petromyzontidae. The record is from RefSeq and is a predicted model, not a curated record. Gene Ontology annotation, biological process: regulation of gene expression.